GAUCCGAAUUCCAGGGAGGCGGGGCUGAGACGGGCGCAGUGGCUGCAGUGGCGGGACCGGAUCGCUGUGGCUCGGGCGGCGGCCGUCCGGCCCAGCUCCGGCCCCUGCCCCUACCGGGGCGAUGCUCCCCGAGGCCGCGGGAUGAGCCAGUGACUUGGCGGCUGGCCUGGGCAUGGCGGACCCAGUGGCAGGCAUUGCAAGCUCGGCAGCCAAAAGCGUGAGGCCAUUCCGUUCGAGUGAGGCCUAUGUGGAGGCCAUGAAGGAGGACCUGGCCGAGUGGCUCAACGCCUUGUACGGACUGGGGCUGCCCAGUGGCGGUGAUGGCUUCCUGAUGGGCCUGGCCACCGGCACCACUCUGUGCCAGCAUGCCAACGCGGUCACCGAGGCUGCCCGUGCUUUGGCUGCUGCCCGCCCAGCGCGAGGUGUGGCUUUCCAGGCCCACAGCGUGGUGCCCGGCUCCUUCAUGGCCCGAGACAACGUGGCCACCUUCAUCGGCUGGUGCCGAGUGGAGCUGGGAGUGCCCGAAGUGCUCAUGUUUGAGACCGAGGACUUGGUGCUGCGGAAGAACGAGAAGAGCGUGGUGCUCUGCCUGCUGGAGGUGGCUCGGCGCGGGGCCCGCCUCGGCUUGCUCGCUCCUCGCCUCGUGCAGUUUGAACAGGAGAUUGAGCAGGAGCUGCGUGCUGCACCCUCGGCCCCCAGUGCCCCCAAUGCCCCCACUGCCGGGGAGGACACCCCCGAAACUGCUGCUGCACCAGGGGUUCCCGCCCGUGGGCCCCGCAUGACGCCCAUGGACCUCCGCAACCUCGACGAACUGGUGAGGGAGAUCUUGGGCCGCUGCACCUGCCCAGACCAAUUUCCCAUGAUCAAGGUCUCGGAGGGGAAGUACCGCGUGGGAGACUCCAGCCUGCUUAUCUUUGUACGGGUGCUGAGGAGCCAUGUGAUGGUUCGAGUGGGUGGCGGCUGGGACACGCUGGAGCACUACCUAGACAAGCAUGACCCUUGCCGCUGCUCCUCCACAGCGCACCGCCCACCCCAGCCGAGGACCCAAACCUUCUCCCCCCAGAGGGGAUCACCCAUCCCCAGCCCCCGAGCUGGUAGCCCAACACCAGGGGGUGAGCGGCGAGGCUCCCGGCCAGAGGUGACACCCACCAGCUUACGAAGUUCAAAGGAGGGGCCCGAGACCUCACUCAGGGCCCGGGAUUCACUGCCCCCUCAUCCCCGCUCUCGACGCUACUCUGGGGACAGCGACUCUUCAGCCUCCUCAGCCCAGAGCGGCCCACUCGGUGCCCGAAGUGAUGACUCAAGCACUGCUCCCUGGAGGGAACGGCCUAGCCGGCGGCUGACCACAGGCACCCCAGCCUCCCCGAGACGGCCACCUGCCCCUCGAAGCCAGUCCCGAGACCAGCUAGAUCAGCUAGAUCGGGGCCGGCCCCGGGAGGCCCCAGGAGGCAGGAGAGCCCAGCUGUCAACCCCCAGUCCUGCCCGAAGGGCCCGGAGCCAGAGCCGCGAGGAGUAUGCUGUGCUGCUUGUGCGUAGGGACCGAGAUGGGCAGCACUCGUGGGUGCCACGGGGUAGGGGCAGUGGGGGCUCCGGCAGGAGCAGCCCCCGUACUCCCCGUGCCUGCAGCCCUGCAGCACCCCGGCCUCCCCGGGUCCCCAGCCCCAGUCCAGAGCUGGGCACCACACCGGCCAGUGUCUUCCGCACCCCCCUGCAGCUUGAUCCGCAGCACGAGCAGCAGUUGUUCAGGCGCCUGGAAGAGGAGUUCCUGGCCAAUGCCCGAGCCCUUGAGGCUGCUGCUGGGGGGACGCCCCCUGGACCAGCCCCUGACCUGGCUCGGGCCCCAGACCCUGCAGCUCCCGACUCAGCCUACUGUUCCACCAGUUCCUCCUCUUCGUCCCUCAGCAUCCUGGGUGGCAAGUGUGGCCAACCGGGGGACUCUGGCCGGAUGGCCAAUGGGCUGCCUGGGUGCCGCGGUCCAGCCCUGUCCAGCUCUUCCGAUGAAGGUAGCCCCUGCCCUGCUGUGGGGGGGCUUCCAGAUGCAGCUGGGAGCCACCUGGCUGGCCCUGAGCCCCUGAGGACCUGGGCACGGGGCCGGAUGGACUCACAGCCAGACCGAAAACCCUCACGAAUCCCCACACCUAGGGGCCCCCGCCGCCCAUCUUUACCCACGGUGCCUGGGGCCUGGCAUGCCCUACAUUCGGUCAGCCCAAGGGCUGAGCCAGAUUCCUGGAUGUAACGGACCAGCCCAGCUGCCCCCAGGCCCCACUUCCCCCUCCUUUUCCUUUGUGGCCUUAACCCCUCUGCAUCAGGGAACACCCCCACCCUUGCACCUCUUGGGUACCAGACCUCAUGGGACCAGACCCCUUAGGACCACAUGGCACAAUGGGACCUCUGUUGUACAUUCCGAUUGGGGGAUCAGUGUUGCUAUUUAAUUACUAAUAUUAUUGAAUGCCUUAGAGGAGGCUGGGCCAGCCCAGUGAAGACCUUCCUGAGGUCCUGUGGCCUUGCAGAACCUGACAGUAAAGUUUUGUUCCAGCCA
Messenger RNA from Phyllostomus discolor (pale spear-nosed bat), 2539 nucleotides. RefSeq names its product growth arrest specific 2 like 1 (gene GAS2L1). The transcript is spliced from 6 exons. NCBI's taxonomy places the organism in Eukaryota, Metazoa, Chordata, Mammalia, Chiroptera, Phyllostomidae. Gene Ontology annotation, biological process: actin crosslink formation; protein localization to microtubule plus-end; regulation of microtubule polymerization or depolymerization. The record is from RefSeq and is a predicted model, not a curated record. The coding region runs from base 173 to 2236 and encodes 687 amino acids. Gene Ontology annotation, cellular component: actin filament; stress fiber; microtubule plus-end. Gene Ontology annotation, molecular function: cytoskeletal adaptor activity; microtubule binding; actin filament binding.